Messenger RNA from Homo sapiens (human), 3111 nucleotides. It is a transcript of the gene ULBP3, whose product is annotated as UL16 binding protein 3. The coding region runs from base 56 to 790 and encodes 244 amino acids. Gene Ontology annotation, biological process: signal transduction. The record is from RefSeq and is marked reviewed. Gene Ontology annotation, cellular component: plasma membrane. NCBI's taxonomy places the organism in Eukaryota, Metazoa, Chordata, Mammalia, Primates, Hominidae. The transcript has 5 exons.
AUACGCUGGUCUCCACAUCGACUGCGCCUUGUGUCCCGGGCGCUCCUGGUCUACAAUGGCAGCGGCCGCCAGCCCCGCGAUCCUUCCGCGCCUCGCGAUUCUUCCGUACCUGCUAUUCGACUGGUCCGGGACGGGGCGGGCCGACGCUCACUCUCUCUGGUAUAACUUCACCAUCAUUCAUUUGCCCAGACAUGGGCAACAGUGGUGUGAGGUCCAGAGCCAGGUGGAUCAGAAGAAUUUUCUCUCCUAUGACUGUGGCAGUGACAAGGUCUUAUCUAUGGGUCACCUAGAAGAGCAGCUGUAUGCCACAGAUGCCUGGGGAAAACAACUGGAAAUGCUGAGAGAGGUGGGGCAGAGGCUCAGACUGGAACUGGCUGACACUGAGCUGGAGGAUUUCACACCCAGUGGACCCCUCACGCUGCAGGUCAGGAUGUCUUGUGAGUGUGAAGCCGAUGGAUACAUCCGUGGAUCUUGGCAGUUCAGCUUCGAUGGACGGAAGUUCCUCCUCUUUGACUCAAACAACAGAAAGUGGACAGUGGUUCACGCUGGAGCCAGGCGGAUGAAAGAGAAGUGGGAGAAGGAUAGCGGACUGACCACCUUCUUCAAGAUGGUCUCAAUGAGAGACUGCAAGAGCUGGCUUAGGGACUUCCUGAUGCACAGGAAGAAGAGGCUGGAACCCACAGCACCACCCACCAUGGCCCCAGGCUUAGCUCAACCCAAAGCCAUAGCCACCACCCUCAGUCCCUGGAGCUUCCUCAUCAUCCUCUGCUUCAUCCUCCCUGGCAUCUGAGAAGAGUCAUUUAGAGUGACAGGUGGAAGGUGAUAUCAAGAAGCCUCUGUUAGCCUGGUCUGGUUCCUGCUCUCCCUUCAGGGAGGCCGCCUGUCUACUCACCACUGUGCCUUUCUGGAAAGCAGGAGUUCAAGCCUUAGCAAGCCCAGAGGCCCCCAGCAGAUGAUGAGGACAUUGUCGGCUCAACAUCUCAGGCCACUCAUUACCUUCGCUCAUGAUCCCAGCAGCCAUUUUUCUUUUUUUUUUUUUGUUUUUUUUUUUUUUUGAGACGGAGUCUCGCUCUGUCGCCCAGGCCGGACUGCGGACUGCAGUGGCGCAAUCUCGGCUCACUGCAAGCUCCGCUUCCCGGGUUCACGCCAUUCUCCUGCCUCAGCCUCCCGAGUAGCUGGGACUACAGGCACCCGCCACCGCGCCCGGCUAAUUUUUUGUAUUUUUAGUAGAGACAGGGUUUCACCUUGUUAGCCAGGAUGGUCUCGAUCUCCUGACCUCAUGAUCCACCUGCCUCGGCCUCCCAGAGUGCUGGGAUUACAGGCGUGAGCCACCGCGCCCGGCCAGCCAUUUUUCUUAACACCUUCUGCCACUUUCUCUCGGUGCUAAUGGAUGGAAUUCCUGCACAAGUUUUAACUGAACAAGAAAUCCCAGCAAAAGGCAUUUUCUUUCUACUUCUUUGAUUGUGGAAAAGCAGACAUUUCUCUGAAGCAUGACCUUAUUCUUCGAAACGGUAUUGCUAGUAAAAUAGCAUGCAGGACUUCAGACCUCAGGGAUCCUUUCCAUGCACUGACCAAGAAUUGUAUUAAUCCUUUUUAUCAUUAUAGUUUUUUUACAUUUUCUCAUUCUGUCAACCAUAUUGGAGUGAAGUGGCAUAGUCAUCACUCACUGUAAUCUCCAACUCCUGGGCUCAAGUGAUCCUCUAGACUCAGCCUCUAGAGUAGCUGGGACUACAGGCGCAUGCCACCAUGCCUGGCAAAUUGUUUUAUAUUUAGGUAGAGAUUGGGUCUUCCUAUGUUGCGCAGGUAAUAAAACUGUGAAAAUCCUGGAAUAUAAGCUAAGAAAUACCAAUGUGGACAUAGGGCCUGGCAAAGAUUUCAUGAAGAAGACACUAAAAACAAUUGUAACAAAAACAAAAAUUGACAAAUGGGACCUCAUUAAACUAAAGAGCUUCUGCACAGAAAAAGAAACUAGCAACACGGUAAACAGACAGCGUGUAGAAUGGGGAAACUAUUUGCAAACUCUGCAUCUGACAAAGGUCCAAUAUCCAGAAUCUACAAAGUACUUAAACAAUUAGACAAGCAAGAAAAAAAAACCCAAUUAAAAAAUGUGCAAAGACAUGAACAGACACUUUUCAAAAGAAGACAUACAAGUGGCCAACAAACGUGAAAAAAUGCUCAAUAUCACUAAUCAUCAGAUAAGUGCAAAUCAAAACUGCAAUGAGUUACCAUCUCUUACCAGUCACAAAGUUGGAGAUGGUGGUGAGGCUGCAGAGGAAAAGAAACAGACACUGUUGGUGGGAAAGCAAACUUGUUCAGCCGCUAUGGAAAGCAGUUUGGAGAUUUCUCCAAGAACUUAAAAUAGAACUACCAUUCAAGCCUGCAAUCCCACUACUCGGGAUAUAUCCACAGGAAAAGAAUUCAUUUUAUCCAAAAGACACCUGCACCAAUAUGUUCAUUACAGUGCUAUUCUUACUAGCAAGGACACAGAAUCAACCUAAGUGCCCAGCAACACUGAAUUGAAUGAAAAAAAUGUGGUACAUAAACACCAUGGAAAUCUAUGCAGCCACCAAACACAGCAAAAUCAUGUCCUUUUCAGCAACAUGGAUGGAACUAGAGGCUAUUAUCCUAAGCAACCUAAUGCAAGAACAGAAAACUACAUACUGCAUGUUCCCAUUGGAAAGUGGCAGCUACACAUUGAAUUCACAUGAACCAGAGGCACUGGAGAUUACUAGACAGGUGAGACAGGAGGGGCACCUGGGCUGAAAAACCACCUGUUGGGUACCAUGCUUACUGUUUGAGUGAUGAGAUCAUUGGGACACCAAGCCUCAGCCUUCCAAAAUCUACCCAUGUAACAAACCUGUAUGUGUACCCUUUAAUCUAUAAUAAAGGUUAAAAUUAAAGAUUCGUAAGUAAAAUAAAAUGACAUAGAGCCCUCCAAAAAAUGGGGUUAACUGAGUGGAACGAGAGAACUUUGCACUAUGAACGCUAACCCAGAUCAAAAACUAAACUCUAGUCAUUUAAAAUAAUCGUAAGUUGUAUAUGAUGAUAAUUGUAUAAAAGUUAUACGUGAAAGUGCCAAACCCUAAAAUUAAACACUGCAUAAUGAAAUUA